UGCACAAACAGGAAGUCUCUGCCACUCUCUCUGUCACGCAGUUUCAGAGAAACAAAACAUUACUCAAUCUCUUUCACAAAAACGAGACUUAGCACUGUGUCUGUCAGAAAGGCACAGAAAAAAUCUGUCUCUGCCAGAGAAACAAAGCUUAACUUUCUCAGUGUGAGCAGUGAAAUGGCUGAGGCUAAUACCUUGGUGGAUCAGGACCAGUUCAGCUGUUCAAUCUGUCUGGAUAUACUGAAGGAUCCGGUGACUAUUCCCUGUGGACACAGUUACUGUAUGGGCUGUAUUAAGGACUGCUGGGAUCAGGAUGAUCAUAUUGGUGUCUACAGCUGUCCCCAGUGCAGACAGACCAUCACCCCAAGGCCUGUUCUGGGCAGAAACACCAUGCUGGCUGAAGUGGUGGAGAAACUGAAGAAGACAGGACUCCAAGCUGCUCCUCCUGCUCACUGUUACGCUGGACCUGGAGACGUGGCGUGUGAUAUCUGUACUGGGAGAAAGCGCAAAGCCAUCAAGUCCUGUCUGGCAUGUCUGGCAUCUUACUGUGAAAUUCACCUCCAGCCUCACUAUGAAUCUCCUCCUCUUAAGAAACACAAACUGGUCAAAGCCACUGGAAACCUGCAGGAGAAGAUCUGCUCUAAUCACGACAAACUGAUGGAGGUUUUCUGUCGUAGCGAUCAGCAGUGUAUCUGUAUGCUGUGUGUGAUGGAUGAACACAGAGGCCAUGAUACAGUCUCAGUGGUAGCAGAAAGGACUGAGAAACAGAAGCAGCUGGGGGUGACACAGAGUAAGUUCCAGCAGAGAAUCCAGGAGAGAGAGAAGGAGCUGCAGGAUCUGAGACAGGCUGUGCAGUCACUCAAGCGCUCUGCACAGACAGCAGUGGAGGACAGUGAGAGGAUCUUUACUGAGCUGAUCCGCUCCAUUGAGAGAAGGUGCUCUGAGGUGAAAGAGCUGAUCAGAGAUCAGGAGAAGGCUGAAGUGAGUCGGGCUGAAGGACUCCUGGAGCGACUGGAGCAGGAGAUUGCUGAGCUGAGGAGGAGAGAGGCUGAGCUGGAGCAGCUUUCACACACAGAGGAUCACAUCCAUUUCCUCCAGAGCUGUCAGUCCCUCUGUGCCCCUCCUGGACCUGGAGACUUACCCAGCAUCACUGUCAGUCCAAACGUCUCUUUUGAGGCUGUGAGGAAAUCUGUCUCUGAACUGAAAGAGCGACUGGAGGAUGUUUUCAAGGCGGAGUUCAAAGUUUCUGGAAGAGGUUGGUGGACAAACCCUGCUGCAGAAAGUGUGUUUAGUCACUGCACACAACACAGUGGUGAGAUGAUCUGCCUAAGAUUCACUCUUACAACAUGAAAGGAACUUACACACGUUAUAUAUUAUAAGCCAUUGUGCGGUGUUUGGGUUUGUUUGGGUUUAUUAAAAGAAAAAUGAGACGUUGAAAUAUUUUUCUCAACCUGAGACACAUUGGCCUGGCCUCAUUUAAAAGAACACAAUUUAAUUUAGUGCACACUGCACCCCCCUUCACAUUUAUAUUACAGACACUCAGAGAUCACUUUAUUGGGUAGUUUUUCCAAUUCGUUCAGUUCAAAGCAAUAAACAUCAAUCGUGAUGAAAACCUUAUUUAAUUUAUAUUUGUACAAGAUUAACAUGAUUUAUUCCACCCAUGUCUUGAUUAUGAUUGAUUGAUUUUCAAAAAUCACAUUUUAUCACAAAUAGUGAAUAGCUCUUUUAUUGAUAAAUAUGGUCUGGCAGAGGGGAAUGGUAAUUAUUAACCAUAUAUGCUGUCUGUAUUGCUUGUAAUU
Conger conger (European conger) is the source of this 1796-nucleotide messenger RNA. RefSeq names its product E3 ubiquitin/ISG15 ligase TRIM25-like. The record is from RefSeq and is a predicted model, not a curated record. The transcript is spliced from 4 exons. Gene Ontology annotation, molecular function: zinc ion binding. The coding region runs from base 175 to 1347 and encodes 390 amino acids. Lineage: Eukaryota; Metazoa; Chordata; Actinopteri; Anguilliformes; Congridae.